Molecule: messenger RNA, 1173 nt
Organism: Suillus paluster
Lineage: Eukaryota; Fungi; Basidiomycota; Agaricomycetes; Boletales; Suillaceae
Exons: 4
Coding region: 1-1173 (390 amino acids)
Source: RefSeq, a predicted model, not a curated record
AUGUCUGACAUACCCCCGAAUACCCUGUUCAUGAAGCCAGACUACACGCCAUUCUGUGAACAUGGCCAUGGCGAACUCCAGUGGAGAGUUACACAGUCUGAUAAGAAUGGCAACCGUGGCUGCUGGAUGGUUGCGAGUCCUACAUCAUCUCCCAACCCGUCACCACCACCAUCGGGGCCUCCGCCACAAAUGAUGCUCACUCCCGUAGUGCCUGGUGUCUGUGCUGAUCCUGAGUGCACAUCAAAGCACGUGCACCCCCAGUGCAGUCAUCUUAUGUGCAGGAAGCACUGUUGGGCAUCUGGCGGCUGCAAUGCGAAGGGUCACGGUAUUGCUGGACCUGUUGGUGAGGUACCGCAUGACCCCACCAUGCUUUGUAUAUCCAGCGGUGCCGCACCUCCACCGCCCAUCAUUGACCCUGCCUUACUUCUUAUAUCCGGCAUUGCAUCCUCGUCUUCUUCCUCUCAGGCUCCCACUGCUGGUCUGUCUACACUACCUACGCCAAGCCAGGUUACCUUGACACGCAAGGGCAAGGGCUGCGCUACAGCAGUACCUGCACCUGAUGUAGACUUCUAUUCCAAUCCAUGCCUCCCAUCACAGCUACUGCCUGUCUUCACAGAUGCAUAUGCCAAGCAAGAGGCAGAGCGUCUGCAAAAGCAAGAAGUGGAGUCUCUCAAAUGUGAACUUGCCCUCACAGUGCAGAACACUGUUACUGUAUUUGGCUGGGCGGCGGAUGGCGACACGCCUGCUGUCUGUGAGUUUCAAAGUGGAUUUGUUCUGCCGCGUGUCAGGGUGACUGCGGAGUGGCUUCACAAUCUUGGACUAUCUGUCGAUGACAGUUGUCACUACUUCAAUGUGACGCAGCAGUGCUGGAACAGGAUAUUUGUUGGCCAUGUCCUCACCCUUCCAGGCAAUCAUGUCUACCUCAAGAACCUCAAUGUCAAAGUUGCGCUUGACUUCGACAAGUAUUACAUUGAUCAACAGCCACCAACCAUACCUCACAUUCGUAACAACCUCAAAGCCAGCUGUGUCGCAAAAGCGGAGGCCACAAUUCUCUUCCAAUUGUUCCCAUCGUUGACGCUGCAUCUCAUCGCAUGCACUGCCUGCACCUCACCCGCACCUCCCGCAUGCACUGCCCACACAUCACCCGCACCUCCCUACCACUAUCAAGCAUGA